Molecule: messenger RNA, 3060 nt
Organism: Tetrahymena thermophila SB210
Lineage: Eukaryota; Ciliophora; Oligohymenophorea; Hymenostomatida; Tetrahymenidae
Exons: 9
Source: RefSeq, a predicted model, not a curated record
AUGGAAAAUUAAAAACACAUUUUAAGUCCAUUAGAAAUAGGAGAAAUUGUACAUCCUAGUAAUUGUAUUGUUAAAGAUGUACGCCUUUCCUUAAAUUUAAAUAAAAUAUAAAGAGAUCAUUCGACAGGUAAGGGAUUUAAUGGUACUCUAAAACUCAUCAACCAACUUGAAAACAUAGUUAAUAAACCUUAAAAAAAUUAAGCUAAUAUAUUAGAGAUUAGAAGAUCUUCUCUGCUUAGGGCUUCGAACUAAUUGCCUUCAUCUAGGUCUCAAAGAUCAUCAUCUCAAAUACAAUUAAAAUAAAUACCUUUACCUUCUAAUAUUUCACAUACGCCUAGCAUGUGCCAUGCAUUUAUGAGUAAAAGAAGUAGGUGCUCAUCAAAUAUUCCAAACAAUUAAAAUCCAAAUAACUCUUCUUCAAAUAAAGAAAAUAUGGCUUAAAAUAGCCACCGUCUUAGUACCUUUGAAAAUUCUAUGAUUGCAGCAGAUACUAAAAGUACUAAUUAACCUUUAAAUUCAGCAAGAACUUCAUUAAAUUUACCUUCAUCGUCAUCUUAAGCUCAUAGUAGCAGCAAUGGAAAUAAUAAUAAUACUUCUUUAAGCAAAUCUAUACUGAGGAAAUAUAGCAAAUAAAUAAAAUCUAUUCAAGAUGAGUCAAAUCAUGUGAAUUCUCUAUAUAAAAAAGGACAUGAUUAAAAACAAGUAGAUCUAUAAAACUAAUUUGAAAAGUAGUGUAAUGGAAAUAACAAUAGUAAUAACAAUAAUCAUAAUUUACCUUUAACUUCAGUUAACUUCUAAGCAGUAACUAAAGAAAUUAACGAAUAUAUGUAAGCAAGAUCUAAGAGCUUAAUUAUAUAUGAAGAUGAUUGCUAAAAGAAAUUUUAUGAUAAUGUAAUUUUAUUGUUAAGUAUGUUUGAAAAUUACUCUCAGAAAUCAUAAAAAAUAAAUGAACACAUAAAAGAUGUGUUAAAUGAAGUUUUUACUUCUCUAACAUCAUCAUUUAGUAAAGGGCCAGUCUGUCAAAUGUAACUUAGCUAAUCUUAUUAAAAAAUAAAAAGAUGCAUUUAGACUAUGUCAUAAAAUGGUUUGGGGUAGCUAUUUCCCUUUUAUAAUGCUUCUGUGUUGGACAUUUGUGAUUUUUAAAAUAAAGUAUAAAUGAAAAUUUUAAAUUAAAACUAGCUAUCUAAAUUGGAUGAAAAUACUGAACAAGCUAUCAUAAUGAAAAAGGCUCAAGAUAAUAGAAAGUAAAUGGAUUUAUUAGAAAAGUUAGAAUAAUUAAAAAUUGAAAAUGAGCUUUAUAAAAAGUAGAAGGUUUAGCUCGAGCAAGCAUUUAACAGUACUUUGGAAAAAUAAAAAAAAGAAAAUAAAGAAAUUCAAAAGCAAAAUAGAGAUUUAAGCAAAGAAAAUAUGAAACUUAGACUUCAAAUAGAUAAUCUCUAAAGAGAGAUCGAAAUGCAAAGCAACUUAAAUAACACAAAAUCAAAUUAUUAGAAUAUGUCAUAUUUUGAUUCUAUAAAUAAUACUACCAUUGUUGAUGAGAAAAAAACUUUAGAAUAAAACUAUUUUACUGGCUGCUUACCAAAUUUAAAUCAAUAAUUUUAUCAUUUCAAUUCUGUCGUUUCAGAUUAGGAUUAAUUUUGGUAUUUGCCUUUUGAAAUAAAAUUUUGGAGCUAGCUAAAUCAAUAUAACAAUUAAAUCUUAAAAUAAGAAAAAUUCUUUACUUAAAGGGAAAUUGAUUUCAUGAUAUCUACUUUUAUUGAAACUCAUCUAAAUGAUGAAGAUACUUCAUUUAAGUUCGCUGAUUCUUUACUUAAAUAUUUCAAACAAGAAAAGGGAUGUGAUUCAUUUGAAUCUAUGAAAAAACUUAUUCAAUUUUAGAAAAGUAAUUGUUAAGUAAGCUGUCUACACUAAAUUUUUUAUAGAAUCUUCAAUAUCUAACAUGACGAUAAUGAUAAUCUUAUUUAAGAAUUGUUAUUAAUUGAAUAAAACUAUUCCUUCAAUCAGUCCAUAAGACAACACUCCUCCACAUAUUAAAAUGCUUAUAUUAAAAUUUAUAAAAUUUUGCAAGAAGAAUCCUCAAAAAAUAAAAUACAAAAACAAAGCAACAUACAACUUAAUUUGCUAAUUACAAUUAUAAAGAAGAUUUUCGAAGAUUCAGAUGACUAUGAUUGGUAAUGGAGAGUAAGUUUACCUUUGUUAUUAAGUAAAUCUGAAAUGAAAUUUUGUGGAGAUAUGUAAAAAGACUAACAGUAAUUCCUUAUGCUUUUGCAUGGUUAUUUACUUAAUAGGUUUAAGUUAGACUAAUAAGAUUCUUCUAUAUAGAUGAGUGAUUUAAACAUAAAAGAGUUCAGUAGUUUAUUUUAUGAUAUUUCAGAUAUCUGCAGUGAAAGAAUUUAAAAAAAAUAUAAAGAAUUAAUCUUUUUUGAUUAAUCAUAAAUUAAUAAUAUAUAUGAGUCACUAAAUGAAAAGCAGAGAAAUAAAAAAUAACUUAUUAAAAUCGGAAUUGAAGUUUCUUAAUAACUUUAAAAAUGUUCAUUGUCUAUAAUAGAGGCUACUUCUAUUGUUGUAAGUCUUCUUUUUUAAAAAUUAUGUAUGACAUGGUCAUCUCUUAAAAAUGUUUAAAAUUUCUUUGAAGAAAGUAAUCGGGUUUAUGAGUUAAAUAAAAUUUUACAAAAUAUUGGAUUAAAUUUAGAAUAAUAUGAAAUUUAUGAUUCAAUAGCAAAGAUUUAAUGCUCUUGUCUUGACAUAAAAAGCUAAUAGGAGUAAAUAGAUGUUAGAAUGCAUUUAUAAAAAAGAGAUUAUUCAUCAGAUGAAAGAGAAAUAUCAAAAUUAAUAGAAAACCACUUAACAAAUUUGAUAAUAAAUAAUUUAAUUUAAAGAAUAGGAAAAGCAGAUUAUCCCUCCACUUUCUAAUCAGUCAAUUCUAUAAAAGCGCCUUCAAUAAGCAUAGCUCAUUAUAGCAAUAGGCUAACUGAAAUUGACUAAGACUCAAUUUUGGCGCUUACUCAACCUAGCAAAAUAAUCUCACACGCUAAUAAUCAUGACUUAAAAAAAAUAUGA